Molecule: messenger RNA, 498 nt
Organism: Striga hermonthica
Lineage: Eukaryota; Viridiplantae; Streptophyta; Magnoliopsida; Lamiales; Orobanchaceae
Source: the annotation of a GenBank genome assembly
AUGCACAACGAAAAGCCAAACCGUCGAAAAAUAAAUCACCCGGUAGAGGACAGAUCGGGAUUUAAAAUAUACGAGUUCAAAACCUGCGGCAAGACUUUCCCCUCGUUUCAGGCUUUGGGCGGCCACCGGGCGAGCCAUAAGAAGCCCAAUCGAAAUAAUUCCCCGACGGUCGGAGAGGAAGGUGGAUCGAUUUUGUCCGCCGCCGCCGCCGCCGCCGCCGAUGUUUCUCCCCCGCAAUUGAUCGGUAAGGGUUCGAAUAUAGAGAGCAAAGUGAAAAUUCCUGAGUGCUCCAUCUGCGGAUCUGAAUUCGGGUCGGGGCAGGCGCUGGGCGGCCACAUGAGGAAGCACAGGGCCGCGAGCAACAACGAUAACGCUAACAAAAGCACCAAUGGCUGCGAGUCGUCUCUAAAUGAAGUUGGCAGGAGAGCAGGGAACGUGGCUGCAGUCGAUUUCGAUCUUCUCCAAAUUUUCUCAAACCCUAAAUUGAAGUUAAAGUGA